Messenger RNA from Lasiodiplodia theobromae, 1602 nucleotides. RefSeq lists its product as uncharacterized. The coding region runs from base 1 to 1602 and encodes 533 amino acids. NCBI's taxonomy places the organism in Eukaryota, Fungi, Ascomycota, Dothideomycetes, Botryosphaeriales, Botryosphaeriaceae. The record is from RefSeq and is a predicted model, not a curated record. The transcript has a single exon.
AUGGUGACAGUAUCGUCAAGUUUCCAGGCUGCUGUUGAGAGGCAUGUAUUUGACAGAAUCUCACUGAAAAGCAAAGACUUGAAGCGGUUCCAGGCACUAUAUCACGGUCACCGCACUCGAUUCCUCCACAGUAUCGUCUUUACUAUCAAGUUCCCCAAGUUAGAGAACACGGAUGAUGAGGAUGAGCCGCUGCCCUGCAGGGAGUCACUCGAAGACAUCCAGUCGAUUGACCAAUUCUUCACCCGCCAUAUCAAGCAGCUGUUCAACGCGAUCAAGGCCCUCGAGGAGCAGAAUCCGUCAACAAUGGACGGCAUUUCCCUCACCAUCAGGGUCACCCGCCCCUCAGACUACAACAAAGAAGCCGACUACUGCGACCACCGCCGCUGGCCCUGCUGGCGCCUGCACCUCCUCUCCCCCACCUCCCUCCCACCCCUCUCCUCCAUCCGCUCCCUCUCCUUCCAGGACGCCUUCCCCUCCUACUACGACGACUGGGGCGGCGAGCGCUCGCGCCACCUCGACAUGCGCGCCCUCCUCGACCUCGCCGCCAAACUGCCCAACCUGCAACACCUCCGCACCCGCGGCCCCCUCGAACGCUUCCCCGUCUCCUACCUCCGCGACGAAGCCACGCAAUGCCGCCGCGUGUGGGAGGGCCCGUGGUGCGACACCCGCCUGGCCUUCGCCGCCGCCGCCGCAGCACUCAACCACGUCCUGCCCCUCGGCACGUUGACGACGCUCAAACUCCACUUCUUCGCCGCCGACCAGGCCAGCAUGUGCGACCAAACCCGCCCGCUACCCGACCUGACCGACGGCCGGCCGCGCGGCCACGACCCGCUCAGCGCCGCGCUGCACGCCCUUUCCCUCAACCUCGUCGAGCUCGACCUACGCGCAGUCGUCGACCCCUCCCUAUUCUGGCCCUCCUCCUCCUCCUCCCCAUCCUCCUCCCCGCCGCCGUCACCACCGCACUGGCCCCGCCUCCGCCGGCUGCGCGUCGAGUUCCACAACUGCACGCCGGACGGGUCGUGGUACUUCGACGCGCCCCAUGGGCACCCAGACGACAACGACCGCAGAGGCUUCCCGGUCACGGAAACGCACUACCCCCCGCUCGGCCCGGACCCGCACCCUGCCGACGCGGCGUGGGACGAGUACUGGAGCUACGUCGUCGACGACCUGGAGCCGGACGUCUUCCGCGUGCGGCCGCGCGAGACACGUAUCGAGCCGCUGCUGGUCGCGUUCGGGCGCGCGCUGGGGUGCAUGCCGCGACUGCAGGCGGCGGAGGUGUUUACGUGGGUGGGGUGGGCGCCGCGCGGGGAGGAGGAGAGGGAGGGGGAGGCGGGGGAGGUGUAUGGGGUGGAGGAGGUGGGGAGGUGGCGGAAUGGGUUUGUGCAUAGGUGGGGGGUUGGGGUUGAGGUGGGGAGGGAAGGGAGGAGGGCGAGGGUGAGGUGGGAGGUUGGUGGGUGGAGGGCGGGGGAGGAGGUGGGGAGGGUGUUGAGGGGGGGCUUGGGGGAGGAGGGGGUGGAGGUGGAGGAGGUGUGGGUGCCGUUUGCUUUGAUGGAUAGGAGGAGGGAGAAGGAGGAGGGGAGUGGGUGGGAUUCGUUGCUUUGA